AUGGCGGAUUCGUCUAAUUCAGCAGCGCCUGCCGGGGCUGCUAAGCCCCAGGCUGCUCCCAAGCCUCCGAAUCCUGUUUUCAAAAUGAUGGGUCUACCCAACAUUCGCCUUAAACUUCCUUCCCGAAACUGGAUGAUCUUUCUCACAAUCACCGGUUCUUUUGCUAGCGCUAUCAUCUACGACCGUCGAGAGAAGCGCCGCUCGCAGCAAAAAUGGAGUGAGCUGGUUGCCCAUAUCGCGAAGGAGCCACUAGGCGAGACGGAGAUGCGCCGUAGGUUGACCGUUUAUCUUGCCGCACCACCGGGAGAUGGCUUGAAGGUUGCCAGAGAUCAUUUCAAGGAGUACGUGAAGCCGAUCUUGACCGCCGCGGCUUUGGAUUACACCGUGGUGGAGGGCCGACGAGAAGGCCAGGUGCGCGCCAGCACGGCGGAGAAUAUCCGAAAGCUGAGGCGCAGAGCCGGUGAACCAAGCACAGAUGUCCGCGAGCCUACUACUGAAGAUAUUGUGGUUGCAGGGCGGGAGGCCAAGGGUAUUCGAGAUGAGUCCGGCCCUAAGGGUGACUUGGUGAUUGGACGACACACAUGGAAGGAGUAUAUCCGAGGUUUACAUGAGGGAUGGUUGGGACCCAUGGAUGCUCCUGUCCCCCCACCUGCCGAGAUUCCUGCUGUCGAGGUGUCUGAAAACCCCAUUCAGGAUAUCGCGGCUGGGGAUGCCCCCAUCGAGAACACCUCUCAGGUGGAGACCCUCGAAACACUCGAAAAGAAGCUCGAUGAGGAUAAGAAGGAGGAGAAGGAUGAGAAGAAGGAAGAAGAAAAGCCAUCCAAGCCUACCGGACCUCCCGAUGCCUACAUCACAUCCGCCAAUUAUCCGUCCGCUCAACUCCCGCCUUCUAUUCCCCAGUCUUUCGACAGCUCCACCCCCAUUGAAUUCCCCCACAUCCUCGGAUUCCUGAACACCCCCAUCCGCAUGUACCGCUACCUUAACCAGCGCCACCUCGCCGAAGACAUCGGCCGUGAGGUUGCUGCUGUUGUGCUCGCCAACAGCUCGAGACCCUUCCGCGACGAAUCCUUCAGUGCUGACUCCGAGCUAAGCGGCGUCGCUGUCGACUCUUUUGCCUCCCCCGAAGGCUCCGCUACCGACGUUGUACGGGGCCACUACGAGCAACAGACUGUUCUAGAGAAGGAAGAGAAGGAAUGGCACAAGUCUGUGCACAAGCGUGAUGAGAAGGACCUGGAACGCGAAUGGUUGGAUGAUAUUGUCCUGGACCCUCGCAUCGCCUCUCGUAUGAGCAUUGCGCAAGUUUCCCCUGAAGAUGAAGCCCGCUCUCAGCGUCUGGCUACGCGUGAGGAAUACAUCCUUGGUGAAGAGCGCCCGCUUCCUGUCUCAUUCUGGAAGAGCAUGUGGAUCAAAUACGGAUAUGGUGAAGAUGAGGAGACCAUCCGCCGCAAGCCAAUCUAUGGCAACUACGAUGGUGAAUUUGAUGCUUAA
Molecule: messenger RNA, 1488 nt
Organism: Penicillium verhagenii
Lineage: Eukaryota; Fungi; Ascomycota; Eurotiomycetes; Eurotiales; Aspergillaceae
Product: Tim22-complex subunit TIM54
Exons: 2
Coding region: 1-1488 (495 amino acids)
Biological process (GO): sphingosine biosynthetic process
Cellular component (GO): cytoplasm; membrane; intracellular membrane-bounded organelle
Source: RefSeq, a predicted model, not a curated record